This is a messenger RNA of Leishmania braziliensis MHOM/BR/75/M2904, 900 nucleotides long. Its product is annotated as mitochondrial ornithine carrier protein-like protein. The transcript has a single exon. Gene Ontology annotation, biological process: mitochondrial L-ornithine transmembrane transport. Bases 1 to 900 code for a protein of 299 amino acids. NCBI's taxonomy places the organism in Eukaryota, Euglenozoa, Kinetoplastea, Trypanosomatida, Trypanosomatidae. The record is from RefSeq and is a predicted model, not a curated record. Gene Ontology annotation, molecular function: L-ornithine transmembrane transporter activity.
AUGAGUUUGCGUAAUGAUUUUAUCUCUGGCACCGCUGGCGGGUUUGCGGGGGUGCUGAUCGAGCACCCCUUUGACACCGUGAAGGUACUCCUGCAGUCGUACGGCGGCACGCGGUACGUCGGCUACACGGACUGCAUCACGAAGCUCAUUCGUCAGGAUGGCGCCAUUGGUUUUUACCGCGGCGUGACGGCACGUCUCAUUGCCUCUAGCUUGGAGCACGCCUGGGUGUUCGCGGCAUACAAGUGGACGCUGCGCUUGAUCGGCGCGGGUGAUCGGCCCACUCUACCGCAGAUACUACUGGGCGGGUGUGGCAGCGGUGCGGUAGCGACGGCGUGCUUGACACCGUUCGAAUUGGUCAAGUGCCGCAUGCAGGCCGAUGGCAGGAGGGGGCAGCGACAGUACCGCGGCUCGCUGGACUGUGCCCAGCAGGUUUUUCGUCAGCACGGCGUCAAAGGAUUCUACAAGGGCGGCUUUGCCAUGCUCUGCCGCGAGGUGCCCGGUGUGGUGGUGUGGUGCGGCACGUACGAUACUCUGAAGAGCUGGAUGACGCCAGAGGGAAUGCCGAGUGAGAGCUUGCCAUUGUGGAAGCUCAUGAUAGCAGGUGGGUGCAGUGGCGUUGCCUUCUGGACCGCCUUGUACCCCUCCGACAUGGUCAAAACCCGCAUCCAAGUGGACCCCAUGUAUGGCAGGCUGAGCCUGUGGGGGGCGAUGACGCGAAUAUAUCAGAGCGAGGGCCUGCGCGCUCUCUAUCGAGGCUGGGCCCUCACGGCCGCGCGCUCCUUCCCCUCUAACGCAGUCAUCUUCGCCGUCUUUGAUGGCUGUAAUCGCGUGCUGUCGCCAGAGCCUUUACUGAUGGUCGGUGCGUCAUCCACGCUGAGUGAACCCAGUGCAGUAUCGUAA